This is a messenger RNA of Ricinus communis (castor bean), 1615 nucleotides long. RefSeq names its product protein WVD2-like 2. Bases 275 to 1393 code for a protein of 372 amino acids. NCBI's taxonomy places the organism in Eukaryota, Viridiplantae, Streptophyta, Magnoliopsida, Malpighiales, Euphorbiaceae. The transcript has 7 exons. The record is from RefSeq and is a predicted model, not a curated record. Gene Ontology annotation, biological process: microtubule cytoskeleton organization. Gene Ontology annotation, molecular function: microtubule binding.
ACUGAAAAAACUGCAACAAGCAUAUAAGCCCACAACCGGAAGAAUAGAAAAGAAAAAACAGUUUCAAAUCAAAAGCCUUUUAGCUAUUAAAAUGCAAAAUCACAGAAAAAAUGUUUGCAUUCUUUUUUUAUUUUUAGAGAGAGAGAGGGAGAAGAGAGAGAAAUAGAUAGAUAGAUAGGCAGAUAGAUAGAUAGAUAGAUAGAUAGAGAGAGAGAAGAAAGAGAAAGAGAGAAGAAGAAGCUCAAGAUCCUGCCAGAUCGGAGCGGAACUUUUGAUGGGGCGGGAACUUGUCGAUGAAAAAAUGGAUAGAAAUCCAAAUGGUGUUGUAGUGAAGUCAAAUGGUGUCUCUCAUGAUAAAGUUAAUGCUCUUCCCAAAACUUCAGGAGGCAAUGCUGAAGUGAAGGACUAUGAGGAGAAGCAAUACACUGUAGAGGAUUCAGUUGUUGAGAAUCAUAACCAGAAGCAAGACGUUCUUGGUGUCAAAAGCACAAAUUUUGAUAGUGGCCUGACUGAGGAUAAAAAUGAAAAACCUGGUACACAGAAGUCAAGCGAUGAUAAAAAUUCAAGCUUUCCUGCUUCAAAAUCUGGUGGACCUAGAAACGCACGCAGACAGCACACUGUUCCACAACCGUUUGCUUUGGCAACUGAAAAGCGAGCUGCUGUGAACAGUUCAACAAAUCCGAAUAAUCUGAACUCCCCUAUUGCUACAAAGAAUUCACAGCCUAAUUCGCCUCUAACAGCAAGGAGGGCAUUGCAGCCUGAUAAUAGGAAGCUGGCUGAUGAAGAAGACAAUUGGUCUGUUGCUUCCUCUACAGCCGCAUCAGUGCGAACAGUUAAAUCUGUGACAAUUGGAUCAGCUCCUAGUUUCAAAUCUGCUGAACGUGCAGAGAGACGGAAGGAGUUUUACUUGAAAUUAGAGGAAAAACACCGAGCUUUGGAGGAACAGCGAAGUCAGGCGGAGGCAAGGUCCAAGGAAGAGCAACAAGCAGCCAUCAAGCAGCUUAGAAAGAACAUGGUGGUUAAAGCGAAACCUGUUCCUAGUUUCUAUUAUGAACCACCUCCGCCCAGGGUUGAACUCAAGAAGAUGCCAUUGACUCGACCAGUAUCGCCAAAAUUAAACCGGAGAAAGAGCUGUAGUGAUGCAAUUCAGCAGACAUCUAAGGAAGAAGUGGGGAAACAUUGUGCUCGUCAUCGCCACAGCAUGGGUGCUCACAAAGAAGAACCAACCACCCCCACCUCAGCCAAAACCAAGGUUCAGAGGAGUCCACAAACUGCUAAUGGCACGGGGACACGCAAGGUCAGAGACAGAUUUAAACAGGAACAUGUUGCAGUAAAAGCAGUUCCUGACAAGAUCAUCGAGCAGCAAAAUGGGGACAUCUCAGUGGAGUCAUGAAAUAGCUGCUUUUUACUAACUCUUUUAAGUGGGGAAAACAUCUUGAAUUUCCUCAGUUACCAUAUUUGAUAUUUUAAGAGGGAAUAGCCUGCUUCCUUUUUCAGCUGCAAUGACUUUUUUUUUUUUUGAGUUUGUGUCAUGUGAAUUGUAUAUGUUUUGUAAGUUAUAUCAUUAUAUGUCAUGUUAUAUAUGAGAGGAGUUAUGAUUCUAUUUUGGACUAAA